Drosophila hydei is the source of this 1213-nucleotide messenger RNA. RefSeq names its product protein jagunal (gene jagn). Gene Ontology annotation, biological process: vesicle-mediated transport; endoplasmic reticulum organization. Gene Ontology annotation, cellular component: endoplasmic reticulum membrane. Bases 152 to 745 code for a protein of 197 amino acids. NCBI's taxonomy places the organism in Eukaryota, Metazoa, Arthropoda, Insecta, Diptera, Drosophilidae. The transcript has 3 exons. The record is from RefSeq and is a predicted model, not a curated record.
AGCACUUCUUUUGUGUCAUCAACAUCAUAAUCGACCCACCGCCACAACUUAUCGUCUGAGCGAAUGUUGUGAGAAGUGCUUUGAAGACAGUUAAAUUUUGUUUAAGCAGUUAAAAUUUCCUGUAAAAACGGCAUCAAAUUGACGAACCGAAAUGGCAACUCGCGGCGGUCCAAUGGUCGCGGGCACCGACGGCAACGACUUCGAGUUUAGGCAGAAAGUGGCCAACACAUAUCAAAUUAGCUUGUUGAACAAAUCGCGCCUUAAAUACUGCAUUUUCUUUCAUGCCCUGCUGUUCUUUGUCAUGCUGGCCAAGUUGACGUCGGACAUAUUGGAUCGCUUGGACAUUUUUGUGCUAGAAAUUGAAGAGUUGGAGGUGCCGCCGCCGCUAUGGUGGGAAUACGUUUGGGCUGCUUCGCUUCUCACCUCAUUUAUCGGCCUCUCAGCGUCCCGCGGCAACAAGGUUCGCGAUAUGCAAAAGUACAUUAUUGCAAUUUUAGUAAUGGCUGUGCUGCCGCUUGUCUAUUGUUUUGCCUAUUACUUUGCCGACGUUUGGGAGUUUGUGACCAUGGACAAGUCUGUUGAACUCGACGAGACGGACAUUUUGCUAUGGCGCGGUUUUCCCUAUGGAGUAUUCUGGUAUGGAUUUUGUUUUGUAGGCUUUCAGAUACACGGGUUCACAUUGUACUUCGCGUUCAAUCUAGUCAAAGCCUGGAAGGCACGCACAGCGACACGCAAAUUUCAGUAAAUCAAUUGAGUCAUGGAAAUAUUUAAACUAUAUACUCGCCAAAUUAGUAAAACGACAAAGCAAGAAGCUGUAAGGCUAGUUGUAAAUAAUUUGAAAAAAAAGAAUAAAAUCUAUCUCUCUAGUGCACAAAAGCAAAACAUAAAUAAUAUUAAAGCAGCUGUUAGAUUAACGCACAUUUUUAGUACAGUCAAGAAAUAAUAUUUUCAGACAAAAAGCAAAAUACCAACGUUAAAGUUAUUGUUAAAGUUAAAACGUUCAAGCGUUACUUACAUACAUUACAAAUGAUAAAUCUAUAAAGAAUUACCUAUAUACAUACGAUACACAUGCAACCUUAUAAAGUCGAGUCGACAACAAUGCAACUGAAGCCACCAAAUUUCCCAAGACAAAAAGGAAACAAAACAACUACAAGAUAUAAAGUUAAUAUUCUUUUUUGUGGUCUACUUACAUUUCGACGUGCCUCGUGUUUGU